AUGGACUUUAGUGAUGGAAUAGAUGAGGUUAUUGAGAUUAUUGAGUCAAAUGAUGGUUGGAUAGAUAUUUAUAGUAGUUACACGAAUUGUUAUUCAAAAAAUGAAUAUAAAAAUACCAAAAACUUCAUUAUUCGAAGUAAAAUUAUAAUGAAUAUACGAAGCGAACAAUUAUUUGAAUUAAUUAGUGAUCCAAUGAAUCAAAGCCUUUAUGACCCGAGUGUUAAUUAUUCAAGAAAUGAAGGAAAUAAUGAAUAUUGUAUUGAUUUAUCACUUCCAGUACAAUUUUGUCUUCCAAAAGUAUUUAAAUUAACAAAUAUGAUAACAGACACGAUGCAAAUAAGUAUUCGGUAUUAUUUAUCCAAUGGAAUAUUAAAAAGAACAAUAUUUGCAGUAAAAAAAAGAAAUGAAGGAAGUGAAUUUAUUAUUAUUGAAGAAUUUAAAGAAAAAACAGUAGAAGAGAAAACUAUUCCUUUUUUAAAUACCAUUCUAAUGAAAAAACAAAAUGAUAAUAUCAAUGAGUAUUUUAAUAGAAAUAUUGAAUCAAAAAGAAUAUAUGAAAUGGAAAGAAAUUUAUUUAAUACAAUGACACAAAAAGAGAAAGAAUAUAAAAUUAUUUAUCAUGAAAAUAAAAAAGUUAGAGUUAAAAUUAAUAUUGAAUGUACUCAAUUUUAUGUUCAAGGAGAAGUUAUUUCUAAAAGUAGAAUUAUAGAUAUUAUGACUCAAUUUGCACAUCCUGAAAAUUGGGAUUUUAUUUUUCCAAUUACAGUUUUAAUUAAAAAUAAUGAUAGAAUAAGAACGUACCACAGAGAAACAUUAUUUUUUGGUGAUAAAGUUACUAUUGACCAAAGUAUUAGUUAUAGAAUUGGUGAUAAUUUUGGAAUAAUCUCUUUUCAAACUGAACCAAAAUUAUGUCAAUAUGAACAUUUUAAUCAAUGUAAUAUUACAGGUGGAGCAUUUAUAACAUCUGUUUCAAAUAUUCAAAGAAUACAAUAUGGAUAUUUAUUUACAUUACAAUGUUUAAAUAAUCUUAGUAUUAAUGAAAGAAAAAAAAUUAUUUAUAAUUUAACUGUUAUGAACCUUGCAAUUCAUGCAUUCUUUUCACAACCUUGUUUAAAUUUAUUAUUUAUUCAAAACAAACUUCUUAAUAGAAAUGAAAUGGCAAAUCAAUUAUUAGCAAAUGUUUAUAUGUUUUCAAAAAUUAAAGACAAAGAAACAACUGUAUCAUCAAUAAUAUCACAUGCUCCUAUAUUAUUUUGUUCAAAUAAAACAGUUCUUAAAGUAUUUUGGUUUCUUGGUCCAAGGGAUCUUUUUGUUCUUCCAUUUGUUUGUAGAAAAUUUCGUGCUGCAUUAACAUCUGAAGUAUCAAACCAAAUUUAUAAAAAAAUAUAUGAACAAUAUAUAAAUAAACAUACAUUCGAUAAACGAUAUCCAAAUAAAGAAUUAACAUCUCAUCUUUAUCGAAGUGAAUUUUUAUAUUUUUGUAAGAGAGAUAGAAAUUGUGGUAAAACACGUGGAAAGUUAUUUUCAUUACAACAACCUAUUGAUAAUGUUAUUGUUAUGAAUAAUGGUAUUAUAGCUUCUAAUGGAAAAAAAUUAAUGAAAAUAGACUUCAAUGGAAAAAUGAGUAGAAUGCAGAGUUAUGGAAAUAUAGUUAGUAUGAAAAGAGGGGUUGAUGAAGAUACAUUAUAUGUUUAUUACAAAACAGGAGGAAUUAGAAAAUAUGUAAAUUUUGAAGAAACAACAAAAAUGAUAAAAAUAGGAGAAGAACAUGGAAAGAUUCAAUUUGGGUUUAAUGGAAGUACUAUUUUUCAUAUUGGAAAUGAAAUUAUUCAAUAUGAAUGUCAAACUGGAAAUGAACUUUGGAGAAGUGAAAUACAAAAUAAUAUUGCAUGUGUUUAUGAUAAUGAAAAUAUAAUUAUUAUUGGUAAAGAAAAUGGUAGAAUAGAAAUUUUAGAUAAAAGAGAAAAUAAAACUUGUUUUAAUUUUGUAAGUCAUAUUGGUGGUGUUAUAGAUAUUCAAGGAUUUGACAAUCAUUUCAUUUCAAUUGGAAAUGAUAAUAUUAUUAGAAUGUGGGAUAUGAGAACAAAUGAAAGAGAAUAUGACAGAAGACCUCAUACUGGUCAAAUUAAAGGAUUUGAAUUAUUUAAUAGAAAAAUUAUUUCUUAUUCAAGUGAAAAAGAUGUUGUUCAAACUUGGAUUGUUAAUAAUCAAAUGAAAUUACCACAAACAUUAUUUAAAACUGAAAAUAAAAUAAAAGGUUUUACUUGUAAUGACAGAUAUAUUAUUAUUUCUCAACCUUAUGGAAAUCUCUUAAUUCAUGAUUUUGAACAAUAA
Entamoeba nuttalli P19 is the source of this 2334-nucleotide messenger RNA. RefSeq names its product F-box domain containing protein. NCBI's taxonomy places the organism in Eukaryota, Evosea, Mastigamoebida, Endamoebidae. Bases 1 to 2334 code for a protein of 777 amino acids. The transcript has a single exon. The record is from RefSeq and is a predicted model, not a curated record. Gene Ontology annotation, molecular function: protein binding.